Cladocopium goreaui is the source of this 1718-nucleotide messenger RNA. NCBI's taxonomy places the organism in Eukaryota, Dinophyceae, Suessiales, Symbiodiniaceae. The record is from the annotation of a GenBank genome assembly.
GGCAUAGCAGCUGUGCUGUCUUGCAGCGUGAUGGCGCUUGCGCUUUCAGAGGAGCCCAGGACUCGCCCAGCCCUGGGAGGUGCAAGAAAGUUGACGCCGAGGCCAAUUCCAAAGUGCGAAGACUUUUAUCCAAGUUGCUUGGACAGCGAUGAGAACCGAUGGGGCGCUGACCUGCGCAGUGCAGUGACACGGCUGGAAGCACGGAUGCAUGCGCUGGAGGGCCAGAACCUGCGCUCCGAUCGACGUGCCGCAGAGCUCGCCGGUCUCACGCAGGCCCUCACUGAGGAGCAGCGCGCGCUGCUGAUCCGGUUGGAUCGUUUGGAGGACUUGAAGCGAAGAGACGCUUUGCAGGAGCACCGAACCCUGGCCUUGGAACUACGUUUGACGGUUUCGGUGGCUGAGGAGGCGCAGCAGAAGCAGCAGCAGCGGAUUCGAUCUUUAGAGGAGUCCAUGGGUGCAAGGCUUCGAAAAUUGGAGCAUGGAGGAGGAGAGAUGGCUGCUGAAACGGAUCCUUCAGGCCGUAGCUUGUGGCCAGAAGUGUUUGGGUCUCAGUCUCGGGCGAACGAUGAGGCCAAAGACGUCUCACUUGUUUGUGAUUCCCUGGAAGCGAAGCUGUGUGGUUUGACAGCCAGCGUGGAAGAGAUCCAGAAGCAGCUGGUAUCUGUCUCAAGGAGAUGCGAGAGUCCUUCGUUGUCAGUUCAGGUUGCUGAACCUGGAUCGCCAAGCCUAGAAAAAGCAGGGGCAAUGCCUUUUGAAGAGAAGUUGGAGCAGCUGGAGCACUUCUGUCUGGACCUCCGGGAAACUUUGGAGGACCGGCUCCUGCUGGUGCUGGCGGACCUCGAAAAGCAAGUCCCUGAUCUGCUGCAGAAAUUCCAGCGGGAGUCAGAAGAUGGGGCUGAACGUGCUGAAAAACUGAGAGAGCUGGAGGUGAGGGUCGAGAUGUUCUGCCGCCGCAUGAGCACGCAGGAGGAAAGAUUGCAAAGUUGCGCAGAGCGGGCUGAGAAGAGCGUUGCGCUGCCACAGCUUCGCAGCCUUUGUCGGGAAGAGUUGCAGAAAAAGCUCAGUGAGGAGGAUUUGCUGGGCACAACGGCCCUGGUACGGAAGCAGCAAGAUGCACUCAAUGAGGUGCAGCUUCAACUGCAGAGGCUCCUGGAUCGGCUGCACUUGGCUGGGCUUCGACAGGGACCAUGUUGCUGUGAGAGCUUGGACGCUGACUUGCCAUUCGUAGUGUUGAUGGAUGUGGCUUGAUAGGGGGCGUCGCUUGCUUCUCUAGUCGUGGAUUCACACCCUUUUGAUGGACACAAUUUCUCCAUUGGAAUGGAGAUACUAGUACUGAUUUCGGACCUUCGCGCACAACGAAGACUCCAAGGGUACCAAGGGUCCCAAGGGCUCCAAGGGCCCCAACCCCAUGGCACAGAGGCGGUUCUGAGCUGACCGCGCUGGGAAUGCGCUGGCCACGGUUCUAGUUGUGACGGACUUUUUACGCGUCUCAGUUGGAUGUUUGUUGCAGCACCUUCUUCCCAGCGCCAGCAUCUCUCUGAAGUCCCUGUAGUUUAGAAAACAAUAGAAGACACAGAUGAAAACACGACCAAAGGCGUGGUGUUUGCCAGAAAACCUCCAGGACUUUGCGGAAUCAAAGUGGUUGGAAAGUCAUGAAAUGUCAUGAAGUUCUGGCUGCCAAUGCAACUCUCGUUCCGCCUGCUCACCAUCCGGAAAAG